UGUGAUGGGCUGAAGCAACCUGCCCUUCCUGGGGGCGGCUGCUCCAACAGAAUCUGUCUGCCUUAGGGUUGUAUCUUGCUGCCAGUCACCAUAGUGUCUGGGCACCUUCCACAUCACAUCAAUAGCUACGUCUCUGGCUCUUCAUGUGCCCCCGCUCCCCAAGAUACCAGAGGGAGCAAAAGAACCGGGAAUUAAGGCUUUCUCCUUUGUCUGAGACCUGAUUCUCCCUUCUGCCACAUGAAUGGGGCAAAAAAAUUGAAUCUGUGUUUACUCUAGGGAAAAACAGAACCAACUGUUUCAGGCCUAGCACUUACCGUUUUGUUUCAAGGAUUUUCACAAAAUUCAGUAUUAAUUGGACAAUAUUCACGCAGUUCCUUUUAAACUUAAUUCCUUAAGUGUGGAUGGGAGAGGUAUUUACUAAUUCUUCUGCACUUCAUAGCCCUAAGAGAACUCUGUGCCAGAUGCUUGCGAAUUAGAAACUGGCUGGUCAACUUUACGGGUAGUGUGACCUAGUGGGUAAGGCACUGGAUGAAGACCUAGGAAUCUAGAGUCUAUUCCUGGCUCUGCCACUGAUCUGCUCUGUGGCCUUGGGCAAGUCACUUCUGUGCCCGAGUUUCCCUUCCCUCUCCCUCCUUUGUCUACUCCCAUUUGUGAGCUCUUCAGGGCAGCAACUGUCUCAUGUCUGUGCAGCACCUGGCCUGAUAGGACCCUGAUCUUGGCUGUGGCCUCAAGGUGCUGCCGUAAUACAUGUAAUUGCCCUGAAGCUGCCUGAAAGGCAAAAAGUAAAUGGGGUAGAAUCAUAGAAUAUCAGGGUUGGAAGGGACCCCAGAAGGUCAUCUAGUCCAACCCCCUGCUCGAAGCAGGACCAAUUCCCAGUUAAAUAGCUGGGUAAUUAAAAUUGAGAUUUUUUGCAAAUCCUUCCAGUGUUUAAUAACUGGUGCUAAUUCCCUUAUUCCAAGUGCUGGAUGGAGAGGGCUGUUUAAAGCUCCACUGGUCCUAAUGCAAGAGAAGGAACAUACUUGUAGGGGCUAAUGCUGCCGACGGAUGGGAACCAAAACCGGGCUUCCAGCUCUGUUUUCUGGGAUCUAGUGAGAAGGCUGGGAAUGUCAUUUCAGUCGGACUUGACUUUUUGCAAGUGGCUGUGUGCGUAAGACUGAGUGUGACAAGUUUAUGGAGGGGAUGGUAUGACAAUUGCCUACAGUGGCACAUGGCCUACCCGCGACUGCUAUGAGCAAAUAUCUCCAGUGGCCAGUGAUGGGACCCUGGGUGGGGAGGGCUCUGAGUUACUACAGAGAAUUUGUUCCCAGGUGUCUGUCUGGUGCGUCUUGCCUGCUCAGGGUCUAACUGAUCGCCAUAUUUGGGGCAUGAAGGAAUUUUCCCCCAGGACAGAUUGGCAGAGAUCCUGGGGGAUUUUAGUCUUCCUCUGCAUCAUGGGACACGGGUCACUUGCUGGUUUGGAUGAACAUUCGGAAAUAUACAGCCUCCGUCCACACGAGAUACAAAGCGUGUAUCCCUCAAACGCUCUGCAGGGGUUAAAUAAUCCGUUAGGCAAAGGAGAAAAAUUACUUCUAGCUGUGAUGGGGAGGAGAGUUGGGGCAGAAAGGUUCAAGAAACCCCCUCUAGGCUUAGACCGGGCAGCAAGGAAGCCAGGAGGAGAUAAGUGGGGAAAGGUGAAGAGCAGAAAUCGAGGGGAGGCUGUUUCACACAGCAGUAGCUGCAGAGGAGAAGGCUCUUGUGCCAGCAGGGGCACAAUGGGACAGAGAAGAGACUGGUGUUAGAGACCUAGUGGGGUGGGGGGAGGCAGUAGGGAUCUUGUGUCCAUGUGCUGAAGAUGCAGAGGAGAGAGCGUGGCCCAGCCCCCCAUGUAAUAUGUGCCUUUGGCUUGGUAGAUAACUCCAUUGAGCAGCUCCGAAGUGACACCGAGCCCACAGAACCACCCUCCCAGAAGACAGUCAUGCCCUCGCUCUGGUCCCUACGGAUCUCUGCUCCCUCCUGCCCUCUGCGGGACUCGGAGGCUCUUGCCUUGCAAGCUGGCGGUGAAAAGCAGAAUGGCUCAGGGGGCUGUAGCAGCGAGGGGGUGUCGGAGGCCAGGGGGUCUCUGUCAGCCACCGGGAGCCAAGCAGCAGAUGACAAGUGGACAUCUAGUCCUGCUGAUUCCACGCAUCCCACCGCCUUCUCGGGAGAGGACUCUCCCAUCUCCCUCUCAAGUAAAGGCUCCAGCACCUCAAACGCCAGCUUCCCUACUGCCCUGACCUCUGGGGACAGCAGCUGCUACUCCCCCCGGGGCUAUUUCUAUUACCUCUCCACUUCAGAAGAGUGGUCCAACUCCUCUGUCUUCUGCAGCGGCUCAGGCUCUGCCGGCGAUUCCCUCCAAAGCCCUGUCCUCAUCAGCUGCUCUGACAGCGAGGAGGAGGAAGGGGGGCUGAGGGCCCGGAGGAGAGGUAUAGAGGGCACCAUGGGCACCGCACUGUGGUCUGGGGUGUCGGAAGCACAAGGAGUACAGAUUUCUGCUGCACUGGCAGCCCUGAGAUGCAGGAGUGUCCCAUGUGCUCUCCCACCCCUCCCUGCUUGCAAGGGGGCAGGGAUUUGUUUGGCUUGGAGUGGCAGCUACUGGUAAUCUCCACCAGCUGGCAACAUCUGCUCCUCCCGGCAAGGGCCUCAAUCCUUGGCAAUGCGUCUUACCUUUCAAUGUGGCAUGGGCCGUGGGAAGGUGCUCAGUGCCACUUCAGGCACCCCUGCA
Molecule: messenger RNA, 2740 nt
Organism: Caretta caretta (loggerhead turtle)
Lineage: Eukaryota; Metazoa; Chordata; Testudines; Cheloniidae
Source: RefSeq, a predicted model, not a curated record